Messenger RNA from Dentiscutata erythropus, 654 nucleotides. The record is from the annotation of a GenBank genome assembly. Lineage: Eukaryota; Fungi; Glomeromycota; Glomeromycetes; Diversisporales; Gigasporaceae.
AUGACAACGAAAACAGAAAUUGCCCCAGAAAUCAUAAGUACCAGGCCAGAAUUAGGCGAGCUCAUAGAAAGAGUGGUCAAUGUUACUAACAAUGCAUUAUCACCUAUUGUCCCAAUGCUCGGUGUGGUCAUCUCUUUAAUAAAUGAAAUAUUUGAAAUCCAUGAGAAUGCUCAAUCCAAUAGGAGCAUGUCCAGAUCUAUAAUUAACCGCAUGAUAUCUGUCGAAACAGCCAUAAAAUCAUGGAAAUCACAGAUCAAAUGUGACGAAAAAUUCCGAGACUUACAGCAUCAAGAAUUAUUUGUUAAAUUUCAAUCUGUUCUGAAGAAGAUUAAAAUAACAGAUGACUCGAUCCCACAACUUGAUCCAAUCUUGCUAAAGGAUCCGUUAAUUAUCCACAAAUCAGAUUAUAGCGAUAAAUUAGAACAAAUAAUAAAAAAGGUCUAUAAAGGUUUCAUCGAGGUUGCGUGCAAAUCACGUGAUCCAGAUAAACAUAAGUUUCGGCGUGAGUUAUUAAUUCUAGGGAAACUAGGUGAAUGCCAGAAUAUUGAAAAAUUUUACGGGCUUUCCAAAAUUGAUGGGAAAGAGGUCAUGAUUUUCGAGUGGGUCGAAAUGGGAAAUUUGAGAGAGAUCUAUAACCAAGAAAGCUCAAACUGU